AAGACAGAAGGAAACGUUCGAUCGAUAGAGUCCGGUUCAAAGGUGGUCUUUAUUGUCGUGCCGCUUUCUAAACCUGCAUGGCGCUCCUUUACCGGGGUCAGGUACACUUAACUGCGGCACCAAACAACGAGCAUGAAAACUUUUGUCAAGAAAAAUUUGUUUAACUUGAGGGUGUUGUACUAAGGAUUGUGUUAGUUGUGUUCGAUUGGAACAAAAGCGUGAAAAAGAUUUGAGAUAAUCUAUUUGCGAACAAUUUAGGGGAUUAGAGUCUGGACGAUGCAUGUUCAUAUAACAAACAGAGACGUUGUUAGGCAGGUAACGAAGGGAGAACUGUCGUGUCGGCAGCUGUAAUUGGGCGUUUGUAAAAUUGUUAUAAGAACCGUAGAUAUUGUCCCGGCUGCCCAGAUCUAGUACCUGUGCUUAGGGCACAUCAAAGACACCGCCUGGCUACGUGUCUGCAGUAAGGUGGAGAACGUGACAAGUGUGGCCCGGUCGUCAACAACUACAAACCAACAUUCCUAGGAGGGCCACAGCCGUUGCCAUUGGAUACGUUGUCCCACUGCCCGAGAGUUUCCCAGAGGAGUUGUCACAGGACAUCUAACGAGAAGAAAACACCGCGAACGUUUCGCGGACCCGCUGAGCGUGAUGCAGCAGUGCACGUGCGCCGACAAGCUGAAGUCGGGGAUCCCGCUGUGGAGGCCAGGUGAGGCCGCCCCUCGCUUACCAGAAUGGGCCUACAAGUCCGAGAGCAGCCCGGGGAGCAGGCAGAUCCAGCUCUGGCACUUCAUCCUCGAGCUUCUACAGAAAGAAGAGUUUCGUGAUGUCAUCGCCUGGCAAGGUGACUACGGCGAGUUCGUCAUCAAAGAUCCGGACGAGGUGGCCCGCCUCUGGGGCAUGCGCAAAUGCAAGCCCCACAUGAACUACGACAAGCUGAGCCGGGCGCUCAGGUAUUAUUACAACAAACGAAUCUUGCACAAGACCAAAGGCAAGCGCUUCACCUACAAGUUUAACUUCAACAAGUUGAUCCUGGUAAACUACCCCGUGCUGGAUGUGGACUGCGGGUAUUACGGUCCACAUUUCCCGACUUGCGAGGCCGCCAUGCAGUAUCCCCGCCCGAUGCCUACUCUCCCGAGCAAUGUCAUGAUGAUGGACGGGGCGGCAGCGCCGAUCCCCCCGGCGGCUCCACAGGCUGUCCCCGCCCGCAGACCGCGCGGGUCCGUCAGCGACAGCAGCGAGGAGUCCGCUCCCGGAGACCACACUGCAGAAGAUGGAGCCGCAGCUCACGCCAGACUGCACUACAACCACACCAUGUUGCAGGCACAUAUGUACGAUCGACACCUGCAGAUGCAAGAAGCUCAACAGCAGAGCAUGUUCCGCCCCAGUCACCGCCCUCCUUGCCUCAUUCCAGAACCUCUCCGUCUUGGACCUGCCUCAGAUCCCAUGGCCUUCCACCAGCUGCCUCGGGACCACGCCUUCCAACCACCUAAGAUCCACUCCGAAUCGCUGCCAUCGACGCCAUCGUCGCUGAGCGACUACUCCUCCUCCCCGCAGUGUUCUCCCAUGUUCGACACUGCCAGCGGAACUCGCUUCAGCUUCAACUUCAACUUUAAUGCAGGGUCACCGUUUGACAGGAAGCCACACCAAGACCUGCGCAGCGCCUUCACGACUCACGUCCGAGUGUCCAGCGUGGAUGGAGAGGACAAAGCCAGACUCCAGGAAGUCUCCCCUGGUCGCAUCACGAUCGACCCGACCAAGGAUGGAAGACGCGAGCGAUCUCCGGGAAGGAUGCCAGGUCUGCUGAGCCCGCCUAGACCGAUGGAGAGGGUAAGGUCCAGAAGCCCGCAGAGAUUCGUCCCAAAAGUGGUGAAGACAGAGGAAGAAGACGAGAAGUACACGAGGGGAAGUUCCUCCCAGUUCCUCGCAGUGCCUCGACUGCUACCAAUGGCCCGACGUCACUCUGUGGACGGCUGCAUCACCAGUGAGAACAACGAAGAGGGCGCGAGGGAUCGCCGGCAGCGGUGGUCAGUCAGUGACAUGCUGCCUGACACCGGCAAGGCAGUCGACCAAGAGGGUGGUCAGAACGACGAGGAGGGGAAAGACAAGUCCAUACCGAUCAAGCUGCGCUUCAAGAGGAAGUACAGUCAGAGUCAGGAGCAGCCUGAAGGGCAGGACGCCCCCGCCCCGGCAGCAGCAGAGACCGCCCGAGUGGUUCGUCCAUGGCUGGAUGACGACGAGCGCGUGACGACAGUUCGGCCACGACCCCGCGCCUUCUCAACUCCCGCGGAACUCAGCAACCAAAACUCCAGCGCCAACCAACAGGAGAAACUGACUCCAUCGUCAACAGCGCCUUCGGCAGCGUCUUCAAUGGGAGAUCUUCGACGCGAAGGGUCUCAAGAAGACUCUAUUCCACAGGGGGAUGCUGCCCGGUCCCGGGCGGACAGACGGAAGAACCCUCACCCUCUCCACGUGCGCGUGAAGGUUGAACAAGAGGAAGAGCCCGCCACACCCUCCAGCCGUAACCUGGCUCACCACGUCCGACACUACCGGCCUCAAAUCCUCAUCAAGGAAGAACCCGAGGAUCUAGACGACGUCUUCGCAAGUGAGUAACUAACGGACUCAAAAGAGACUUUCUGCCCACUGUGGCCACGUUUUGUUUCACCAGAAGUACCUACCUAAGACUGGAAAAGUUCUACUGAUAAUUAUCUGUGAAAGAUGUGUAGAAAUAUGCCGUAUUGUGAUAUAAAUGAAAGUAUAAUGGAGUUGUGUUGAUGAGGUAAGAACAAUAUGUUUUAAAAAAUGACAAAAAAAUCAUUCCAUAUUUCUGUCUUGGCACCAGAUUUGAUGUGACUCGUGAGAGAGGCAGAGUGUGUAACACAAAUCUAGUCCUGGUUUUGUUUGUUGUUUCUGCAUGGAAAGUCGCGGAUCAGAUCCUGUGUAAGAUUGACAUGAUAUGAUAUACCUGAUUAGCUUUAGUUUACUUGGGGCCAAAGAUGAUGUACCUAGACCAGUGCCUCACGACAAUUGUAUAACUGUAAAAAGUACACGUGUCUAUUGUAAUUAUUGAGGCAAACUGCAGCAGAAUCGCGCCAUGUGUAUGUUAUGAGAUGCAAACUGAAAUAGUGUCAUCAAUAUACCCUUUGAACUUGUGACGAAAACAAACAUGGGCGUUUCCCGCCCUCCCGCAGAGAUGUCGUGUCUGGAACAGAAACAGUUAUAAUGCUCUUACACAAUGUCGUAAUUGGGCAUGAUUUAUUCAUACCAGUUUUUGAUUCCCGAUGUUUCUACCUGAGCUGAUGUAACAGUACAGUUUGACGCCCUCCAGGCAUGGUCUUUCUAUUUGAUGCACGAAGAUCAACCGACAUGACACGUAUCAAUUAUAGAGAAGGUGAUUAGCUAAAAGCCUCUUAUGGCGAGUGGGCGUGGAGAUAUGAACAUAUACAUCCCCGACUGUACAUUUGACAUAUAAGUCUGACCAGCUCUAGCUAAAUUCUAACCACCAAAAGAGCCGCUGUACCCAAAGUUGACGAGAGUUGCUUCAGCAUUGACCUGCUAUUUCAAUCCGUGUCGACUGGCGAUGAAAACCUGUGCCCUGUAUGACGAAGCUGUAAAUACGAAAUUUUCUCAAACACAUUAACGAAAGUGUCCAAAGAUGUAGGGAAAGCAGGUAGAAGAAAAUUGAGCAGCUUUCUUGCCCGAACCAUUUGCAGGACCGUAACCCCGCAUUACAGGAUCAUGUAGUUGACAGGUUCUGACCCUGGUGGCAGGAAAGGACAAAGUCAGACAGAAAGAUGGCAACCAGGAAAUGGCCUUUUGAUCCGACGAUAAGCACUUUGCCGCGAAAGGCAGGCCCGUUAUGGAGCCAUCCCCGUGUUGGUCGGAAAUGUUAUCCGCCGAUGAUGUAGCGGUGAUGGGGUCGUAAUACCAAGACGAGGUCGUAAAUGACUAAAAUGGUGUACUCGAAUGUCCUGAACAUUAUCCAGUUGCAGAGGGCAACCUAUUUGUAUGGCUGGUUUAUGGUAUUUAUCUCCAAAUGCCCCCGCUCAAUACGUAACAUUGCAUGGUGCCUUUCCACUCUUCACGCCAGUAUUUGUACAAAGUUGGAAACAUAUGAAAAUAUUACCAAAAAUUGAAUGUUGUUCUCAAAAAAAGAAUUUCUAUAUGUAGAUGUUACUGCAGAGGAAUCUUCUCCGUGUUUUAGUUCUCUCUUUUUUUGCAUAAGCCUGAAUGUCACAGGUACUUUGUUGUAUUUACUCCAGAGAAAGGAUAUUUCUUAUAUAUAAAGUCGUAAGUGUUGGUCAAGGAAGGUUCUUGAAAUGUUUUAAAAAACGACGUCGUUUGAAGGACCUUGCUGGAUUCUAUGACUGUGUAGAAAUGACUUGUUUUUGUGGAGACUGUAGCCAACAGAAGUGAUGAUGAAUAGUGAAGUGGACCCGACCAUUCGAGCCUUUUUAUCAGUUAACAGGGAGGCUAAUUGGACCUAUCUCAUACACGAUGCGUACCACAACAAUAGACUGUGAAUUGUUGUCAGUGUACCUAUUGAGUGGUACUCUACUAUUGUGACAAUUUAUUUUUUUUAAAAGGGGGUGAUUUACUACCCCCAUAGAGGGAAGAAUGGUCGCGUCCCAGCGUAAAGUCCCACAAUGAUUGAUGUGAGUCCAUGUAUGAUUCCCUCUCGUGGUCCCUGUGCUUGUCGGUAAAAGUAAUGACAAAAGACGGCAAAGUUCGGCUCUAUCCAUAGGGCGAUUGACAAUCAUGUUGUGUCGUCGACAUGCACUUGUAACCAACAGACGCCCGCGUUGUAGAUGUAUAACAACAACUAGGUCUAUUUGCUUUUGUGUUUUAUUUAUAGAGGGAAGGAAAAUAUUUGAAUGUAUACCUUAUACUGAUGAUGACUCCCUCAGGAAGGGAACUGAAUACGUGGGUGAAAUGUGGGUCAGUGAUUUUAUCUUUGUUGUGUAGGUUUUGAACAUAGAUCAUUUAACUGAUAAUUUGUAUGUAUUUGCCAUAAUAGAAACCUUGAUUACAAAGCUUCCUUGUCGCAUGAAUUGCUCCUGGGCGAUUAUUUCAGAACAGUUUCUUUGUCGUUUACCCUAUCGGUACCUAUACUCUCUACCUCACCACUCUGCUGUUCUAACAAACAGUUCCCACGAGUGACGGGUGCGUGUGCCACCAGUAUGGGGAGAAAUCGACAUUUGCGUUGAAAACUCACAAUAUUCCGAGCAGAUGGUAUCAUUACAACUGGCCUUGCCCUUAUGUAAUUGCCCAAAUGUUAUACUGGACAAAAACGCAGUGCAUUAAGAUCUGGCCAAAGCAGCAGUACUGUCACAAGCGUGCUGACUCGUGGUGGCAAUUUGUCCACACAUUUCCCCACAAAGCAUGGUUUUCUCGACUCCUUUUGUCGUAUGCGGAGGUCUAACUGGUUUAGAGCCCUCUCAGCCGCAUUACCUGAAUAGUUAGGGAUCAUUUCAAAGGUUCUGAAAUAACACCCAUGGAGUAUGAUUAUGCGUCAAGGUUGCUGACUGAAAGAAGCACACGCUCAAAAUUCCAGACGAUCCCUGUCGUUCUUCAAAAUUCACGCUGAUUAGUUUCCGGUUAGUGGUCAACAGCAGAACCCAUUUUCUGGUAUAUAUAUGUAUGUAUAAGAUAUAUUGCAUAUAUAUAUUUUUGCCUGUACAUGUACAAACCCCUGUGCAAUGUUAAAGACACGGAGACAUUGACGAGGUUCUGCUUGUUUAUUUUCAAUAAAAUUUGUCCGAUAACGUA
This is a messenger RNA of Branchiostoma belcheri (Belcher's lancelet), 5763 nucleotides long. Its product is annotated as ETS domain-containing transcription factor ERF-like. Gene Ontology annotation, biological process: cell differentiation; regulation of transcription by RNA polymerase II. The record is from RefSeq and is a predicted model, not a curated record. Bases 646 to 2607 code for a protein of 653 amino acids. The transcript is spliced from 6 exons. Gene Ontology annotation, cellular component: nucleus. Gene Ontology annotation, molecular function: sequence-specific DNA binding; DNA-binding transcription factor activity, RNA polymerase II-specific. NCBI's taxonomy places the organism in Eukaryota, Metazoa, Chordata, Leptocardii, Amphioxiformes, Branchiostomatidae.